AUGGAGACUCAAAAUCAAAAUCCGCAAAGCCGACGGGCAGCAGUCUGGCCAGAUGACAUGCAAGAGAUCAAGCACAGCUGGGAACACCAGGGCUUUGACGACCACUCCACCGACGUAUUGGUGCUUCAGCCGACGAGCGCGCAGAUGCAGGACGCAGAGUUCCCCAAACGUUUCAUCGAGGUCGCAGUCAUGCUCGGCGCAGAAGCCACCGGUGCUUUCAAGAUCGCCGUCCCCGCCGACCUGGCAGAGUGGCCACCGCAGCAACUUCCCGGCGGCUCCUCGUACAACCCCAAGGCCGCCGGUGAGCGCUACCGGUCCUACCGGCGCCAGGGGCUCAAGGGCACGGGGUUCGUGCGGCUGCACGACGGGCGCAGGACCGCCAAAGCCGGCCGAAGAGCCGAGGCAGCAGUCGGGCAGGCGGCGGCGGCGGCGACGUGGGGGCGUCCGGCGCCGCAGCCCGACGCAGACGACGCGGCGCGGCUGCUCGACAUGUGGAACCAGCUGCGCACGCCGACGACGCGACUCGCGGCCGGCACGAUGCGGUACAUUGUCGACGUGCCGCUCGAGACGGCGCGCGACCGGCGCCGGGCCGGCGUCCCGGAGCGCUCCCUCAUCUGGCCCCUGGCCGGCAACCACCUGGACGAGUACGCGCCCAUCCCGGGGCUGUGCUACCCGUACAAGUACGAGGGCACGGCCCUGGCCCCGUUCACGUGGCACGUCGAGGACGUCGGCCUGCUGUCGCUCAACCACCUGUUCCAGGGCGUCAAGGUCUGGUUCUGCAUACGCAGCGCGGACAGGCGCGCGGCCGAGGACGUCUUUCGCUCCGCGCCCCUGACCGCGCCCGCCGCGAUAUCGAUACCGCACCACGAGCAGUUCAUGCGGCACAACGCCACGCUGGACGGGCACGCCGCGCUGCGGAGGGCCGGCGUCAGCGUCGUGCCCGUCGUGCAGAGGGCCGGGGAGAUCGUCGUCACGCUGCCCGAGGCGUACCACUCCGGGUUCAGUGCCGGGUAUACAGUGUGCGAAGCGGUCAACUUUGCGGACCGGCCGCUACGGGUGGGCGAGGACAGGGCGUGGUGCACGCUGGCCUGCUCGCCGUGUCCAAUGAACCAUCUUACGUUUCGGCGGCGGUCAGCAGAGGUGGAGAUGGAGACGGAGAAGGAAGGAGGUGAUGAUGGUGUGGUGGCGCCUCGGGAAGGGUUGGACGAGGCCGAGCUUGGCGAACGCAAGCGACUACGGUCUGGAGAUGAUGGGGUUGGUGGUUUGAUUGGUCAGAAACGGGGGAGGAUGGGUGUUGAGGUUGCCCGAUGA
This is a messenger RNA of Pyricularia pennisetigena, 1311 nucleotides long. RefSeq lists its product as uncharacterized. Bases 1 to 1311 code for a protein of 436 amino acids. The record is from RefSeq and is a predicted model, not a curated record. Gene Ontology annotation, biological process: chromatin remodeling. Lineage: Eukaryota; Fungi; Ascomycota; Sordariomycetes; Magnaporthales; Pyriculariaceae. Gene Ontology annotation, cellular component: nucleus. Gene Ontology annotation, molecular function: histone H3K36 demethylase activity; histone H3K9 demethylase activity. The transcript has a single exon.